AUGAACUUGACUUCAGAGCCGACGACUGUAUACGAGAUAUCAUUGAAAAUGUCUGCCGAAGAAUACAUUAGUCUAACGGCGAGUGUUAUUAGUCUAUGGUUUGGAUUCAAUAUACUUGUGUUCACACAAAUCGCUCGACAAGAUGAGUUUGUCAAGAAAUGUGUGAUAUGUGGCGAUAAAGCCUAUGGCUUCAAUUUUAACGCAAUCACAUGCGAGUCCUGUAAAGUGAUGUUUAGACGAAAUGCUCAGAAUUUUGAUAAAUUAAAAUGCAAUUUUUGUAACAAUUGUCGCAUUGAUCUAAAAAACAGGAAAUACUGUAAAAAGUGUCGUUUAGCCAAAUGUUUUGCCGCCGGCAUGAAAAAGGAUAAUAUAAUGAGUGAUGAGGAGAAGCAGAGAAGGGCUCAAAAGAUUGAACACAACCGGCAGAAAAAGCACAGACGCCAGGAGGAGGUGCGGGCGCUCGUGGCCUCACUGGACACGUGUGCGGACCCAAUCUCUUCGGGUGAGUCCACAGCUUUGGCAUCGAUGGCAGUAAUAAAGAAGUUGGAAGCGAUGACCAACAACUACGAGCUCAUGACAGCUCGACUCCGAGAGUUGGAGUCGUAUGCCAUGAAUAGGCGCUGGACAGACAUCUCGUACAAUAUCUACCAGAAAGUGGUGGACAUGGAGUUCACAACCCCUGCUAUCGGGCGUCCACUCAGCGACCGUCUCAUGUCGUUCAACGAGUUAGAGUUCGACCGAUUUCGGGAACUUUUGACGGCCGCCCAGUCAAUGGCCGCCACACCGCCGGCCCUCAGCCUUGAGUGCCAGCGCCAAGUGAUCAGGGAUUUUAACUCAGGUCUCCAAUGCCCUCGUAAUGUAUCCAGUAUUACGGCUAUAUAUGUGGAGGGCAUUACUGCCAACAUAGUGAAAAUGUCCAAACACUUUGACGCCUUUGUUGGUAUGUGCGAGAAUGACCAGAUCAUCAUGGUCAAACACGCGUGCUUUGAGAUAUGUGUAAUUCGGGCCAUUAUUUGCUUUAACUUUCAAUACGAGUACUGGAGUCUAAUGUUGGAUUGCGAGUAUUCUGUUGUUAUGAAAUUGGAUUUAUUAAAGAAAGACAAACGAAAUAUUCAUGAAAAUCAUAAAAUUAUUUUGGAUAAAAUGUGUGCCGAAUGGGAAUCAGACACCAAUAUUAUUGAUCUGCUAACAGCUAUUAUACUGUUUAACCCUGAUCGUCCCGGUCUUAUACAUUCCGAACUCGUGAGAUAUCUACUAAUAAAAUACGGAUCCGAUUGUGUGGCAAAGAGUAAAUUCUUGCGUCUAUUGAGCUGUUUAUCUGAUUUACAUGUUUUGAAGGAUAAGAUGACCACCAAUUGGUUGGACGACGAGUCCGAGUGUAUGCCUCUUAUGAACGAGAUUUGCAGCCAAACCACUGUUUCCAUAACCGUUGCCUAA
This is a messenger RNA of Medioppia subpectinata, 1437 nucleotides long. NCBI's taxonomy places the organism in Eukaryota, Metazoa, Arthropoda, Arachnida, Sarcoptiformes, Oppiidae. The record is from the annotation of a GenBank genome assembly.